Xyrichtys novacula (pearly razorfish) is the source of this 28408-nucleotide messenger RNA. Lineage: Eukaryota; Metazoa; Chordata; Actinopteri; Labriformes; Labridae. The record is from the annotation of a GenBank genome assembly.
AGAGUGUGUUGAUAUUGGUCACAUAGAUGCACAUCAGCUGUACGAGCGAGAGGAAUACUGACCUAAUUAACUGCACAGGAAACAUAACAAACGACGAUUUAACACAACGCAGCGACCUGACGAAGAAACCUGCGCCCUUGUUUUCCAACUGUAAGUGUUAAUACUUUAUUCUGACCUGAAUUAAUGUCGUGACAGUUGCCGUUUAAACGCGCGGUGUCCCUGCACAGUGUGUGUAGUGAAAGCGAGUGCCAGCAGCUGUUAGCCUCAAGGUGCCUCAAACUGGGGUGAUCCUGGAUUAUACAGGUAACAAACUGCAUGAUUUCUGCAUGAAACCAGUCUGUUCUGAUCAUGGCAACGUCGUUUUAUGGAUGGUGAAAGCGAAACGAGGACGAGACUACAUCAUAGGUGUUUGACUGAUUUAACCUGCUCUCGUUUUAAUUUUGUUAUAGUGCUCAGGGACUAUACGCAGGCGGUAACUAUCGGCCUUUAUUAGAUUUAUUGAUAGCUUUAAACACCCUUCUUGACCAAACCUGCACUGGAGUUUGAAGCCUGGUAGGAUACACACUGCACAAGCCCACCAUUUUGAUGAAAUAUCUCAGUGAUAUUAACUAAUGCCCUCAUUUUAAUUCAUUCAUUCAUCCAUCAUGUACUUUAAUCAGUUAGAGAAUUACAUCUUUGCAUGAAUCAAUCAUAAACAAGGAGGGCUUAUCUAACAAUUAUAAUGUUUGAUUUCUCUUAUAAUAAUUUACUGGAAUAAUUAAUAAGAACAUAGUGGAAGAUUUAAAGUUAUGUCAGUGUAAUGCUUGACCAAGACCUUAAAUCCUAUAUUUGAUUAGACUUAUAUAUAUAUAUCUGUCAGUUGAUUGUACAUUGGGCCAUAUAGGGCUACCGAUAAUGUCAGUAUCAGCACAUACUGUAUGAAGUUAGCAGAUACAUAGGCCCACACGUCAUGGAAAACCUAUGGUGCAUUGCAGAAAGCAAUGCUUGAGUUGACUUGAAAUUAUAUAAUCUCAUUGUUCAUCCUGGAGACAGUUGUGCUCUGACUCCUUAUUUUAGUAUUCUCACAGCACAGAGCCACAGUCCACACAAACAGAUGUCAGUAAGGGAUUUUGACACAAAAGAGAUAUCAUUCCUCAUAAAGAAGCAUCCUUCUGACUUUAUUUGCAUUGAUAUCAGAGCAAAACUGGAACAUAAAAAAGUACUUUUCCAUUAAGAUUGAAUAUUUGUAUCAACAAACACAGGAGUUUUUGUCCCCUUAAUCUGAAAAUAAUGUUUUUUAUUCAGGAUCUUGAUGUCUAAUGGCACUUUCUGAUGCUGCGAUUGGGUUUUGCUUGGUGUCAGUGAUUGGCUAGUUUAGAUUUCAUAUUUGUCAAUAUCCGUCGAUCAAAUGUAAGCUAAUAUUUCAAAUGCAGCACAACAAAUGUCUAAACAGAAUAACCACAAUGAAAACCAUUGAUUACAUAAGGUAACAUCCAGGAGCGCUUAAAAAAAUACAACCUCCCAGAACAUGUCUCAACACAGAGCUGUAUUGGUGCUGCUGUUAUGCUUGUGUUUCAUGUGUUAAAUGUGGUUCUCAGAUUUGAGCAGCAGUUGCCAAAUAAGCGUAUCAGUUUCUGUUACAUUGAGAGAGGUUAAUAUCAAUGCGUUGUUGUUUAUUUUAAGGACUCUGUCGCCUUUAAAACCACCCUAACUUUCUUUCCAUGUUGCAGCCAGAAGACACUGUGCGUGGGACUUGGUGUCAUUAGAGAAAGCUCCACCAACCUGUCUGCCUGGAAGCCAAUACAGAGCUGACAAGUGGGCUAUUGACUGCAGCAAACUGUAUGAGAGAGGAAGAGGAGGAAGAAAACAAACGGGCGAGAGAGAGAGAGAAAGGAGAGAGAGAGAGGAAGAGGUUGUCCGAUUUGGGAUUUAAAAGGGCUUUUUGGUGACAGAGUUCAUUGUUUUGCAAAAGCAUCUCAAGGGAGAAGUAGCCAUUGAAAAGUCCAUAAUGGCCUCGCUGUCAUCAGCCCAGGUGACUGAGUGCACCUGAGAGUUAUUGCUGCUCCACACUUUUCCGACUCGCCUCCAGACUGUGGGAACUCGCUGCUCAGGAAAAAAGGCAAAACCUACAACGCUGCGACUCCAUCAAAGAGGAAUAAAGCAAACUGCAAUCCUCUAGCUGUUUGUCUGUGAAGCUUUUACCAGGAGAGUUUUUUUUUAUUUGGGUUUUUGAGCUCAUCUGGGACAGAGAUACAAGAGCAGGAGGACAAAUGACUGUUUGUGGAUUUGGUUCAUCCUGAGCUGCUGAUUAUAGCACAGGUGGAGAUUGCAGGGGCUCAAGCAUCCAUAUGGAGGAAGAUCCUGCAGGUUUGUGACGGCAGUUCUUACUCUCUGAGUAAACUUGUGUGUUAAAAUAUUUUGGUCUUCAGUCCGAAUUCACACCAUCCAAAGAGUUUUACUUUUUAGCCAUGGUUUCAGGUGAAUAUUUCUGUUUUUUUCCACCAUCUUCAUCUCUUUUAUUGCCACCCUCUACUCAAAAUGUAUCCUUUCUGUCAAACCAUAUGGAUUCAUAACAUCUGGCUGACGUUUACAGACUGUCUGCUCAGCACAUGCUUGCGAAAACCUCCUGAUUUAUGACCAUUCUGCCCCAUAGUAGCCUCAUGGUGAGAUGUAGAGGUCUGCUAUCGCUUUGAACACAGUGUCCCAGGACCAGUCCUGUUCACGCCCCCCAACCACUGUUUUUUUUCUUUUUAUCCUCCUUCUACUGUAAGAACUUGCAUAAGAAUUUAAGAGGGGGGGAAAAAGUGCAGUGUGGCUCUCGCACUCAGGCUAACUCCACGCGUUUCUUAUCAAAACACUCAGUCAGCGUUUGACUUUGCACCUCAAGGCAAUAGAUUCUUACAAGCAGACACAUUGAAAAGCUUUUCCCAUGAUGCAGUCAUGUGAGUACGAUUUUAGUAUCACACUCAAUUAGCAUAAAACAAGAAACUUCCUCAUGACACUUCCUGAAAGAAAAGAUAUGAAGCAUGGAGAAGUGGAGAGGGCUGUGACUGUGUCUGGAGCAUGAUUGAAAGAUAACAUAACUUUGUACCCAGGAAGGGGUUUUACUCAUGCUUGAUAGUGUUAGUCCAGAGGAAAUUAGCAUUAGUGUCACAAAGAAGUCAAUGGUGGGACUCAGUCUUGUGAUAAAACUGCUGUGAAGUGAGCAAUUCCUGAGAGCAAUGCAAGAAAAGGCGAGUAAUAGUUAGAGAAUGAGGAGGAAAUACCAAAUUCAAAGUGUGGUACGUUUCAUUUUCACAUCCAGUAUCACAUACAGGCUGUGUCAUGCAUCUCUUCAAGACUAGUCAUGAAUGAUGGAUGAGGAAAAAAGUUAAGGUCAUAUGUUUUGCAUAUUGUCUCAAGUUAUGCCUUUGUCUGCGACAGAAGGACAAGACGGACUAGAUACCUGUCAUAAAUAUGUUGACAUACUUGUUUGAAUUUCUUUGCUUUAUCCGACGCUACAAAGGAAGCGAGCUCACAGGAUUAUGAGUCAUUUCACUGUCAACAGGAUAUUGCCUGAAUAGUUGAAUAAUAAGAGAGGCUUGUUAGAUUUGUCCCUGUACACGCCAUCAGAGGAUGUGUUUGUCUUAGUGAUAGUUCUUAGACAGAAAGCUCGAAUUUUAAUGCAAGAGGAAGAUUGUGUUUUCACCGUCUUCAGAGCGUUACACGUUUUUAGUGAUCGUAGAACGAAUUUGUGCUGCUCUCCGUUUCUCUGCUCUCUCCAGCCGAAGCGUUUGAAUAUCAUUUGCAUAAACUUUUCUUAUCAAGUUUGACGUUUUCGAGGUUGUUUAAAUUCUGAUGAGUGCUCAGCAGAGAAGAGAAGGAGAAAUAUUCCGUUUUAAAAAAGUGUGAAUGUUGCUGAAACUGCUAAAACAAUAUUAUGUUUGCAUCUCUUGAACUACAUUUUCAGUAGACUCAUCAAUUGAACUGUUGUCUAGCCGUGUUUGACCGCACAUGUAUCCACCCUUGUCAUGAAUGAACUGCAUACUAAAUCUCUUUAUCCUUUUCUCUUUAACUUCACAGUUGACUGUUUGAGUAGCUGAGCCUGUGAAGGCCCCCGGGGCAGCCAUGUUGGAUCUGUUUCCUAGAGAGCUGGUGUUGACCUGUCUUCACCCGUCACUUCCCAGCACUUUGCUGCCAACCUAACUCCUCGCUCCCUCUUCUCUUCCCUCUUCUCUUUCAUCUUCCGCCCGGCCGGGAGAAAGGUAAACACGGACUGAGCAGUUUUUGAUGGUUAGGUGUGUUUUUAAUUACUUUUUCAGGAGGUGUUUUAGAUAACUGUCUGCAGAUUUAGCUGAAGAAAAUAAACAUUUGUCCAAAAGUAAAGUUCUGCACACGUAUCCAUUUUCCUGUUUUAUCUUAAAAAUACAUUUACCUGUGCAACCAUCAAUGUCAAUCUACGAUUUAACCCCCUUAUACCCCUGAAUAUUCCCAUUUCUAUACACUGUAUUUUUUAAAACAUCCGGUUGCAAAGUUCCUCGUGUGAUAGGAAAUAAAAACAAACAACUCAAACUCAAACACCAGUAAGUCAAACAAACACAGAAGUUACAAGCAACCAUAAAACUGGAAUCGAGGGUCACGUGAGGGCAUGUCUGAACAAAUGAGUUUAGAGUUUCUGAUGGAUCGAGGGAGUUGAUUCCAGAGGCAGGGGGAAAUCGACAGCAGACAAACAGAUCGCCUUUUGUUUCACAUUUCGAGCGGGGGAUGGAAAGACGGCUUAGGUUAGAUGAUCAGAAUGGAAGAGGAGUGGAAUAUGGGAAGAGGAGGUUAGAAAUAUGACAAUAUGUGACGCUUCUUAUGCUGUUAAUCUUAAAAUGACAGCAGAGUAUCACAGGAAGCAGGUGGAGAGACAGAAGAACAGGAAAGAUACGGGACUGAUGGUUCAAGGUUGUCUGGCAGCUCUAUUUUGGACUAGUUGAAAGCACUGUGAAGAUCCAUGAAUGAAAAAGCCAAGAAGUGGUUAGAGAAAGUCACAAUAAAUCAAUAGAAAGCACAUUUUCUGGUGGGUUUUACAAGGUGCUAGAUGUACUCUGAAAUGCAUCUUGCAGAGACCGUUUAUUCUGGUGCGCUAAGAUAAGUGAAUUAGCCACUGUCUCUGUUCAGAUAAUAACACAAGCAUGAAGGUUGUAUCCGUUUUUUAUCAAUCCAUCGUUUCUCCGCUCAUGAAUCGUAAAUUUUUGGCUUUUACCAACUGGCUGCUUGAUUUCACUGACAGAACAUCCUGCUCAAACUUGUCAUUUUCAGACAGCCAAGUAAUAAUCUAUGAGGAGUGCCUCUUUUUUUUUAAUUCGCUCGAUCAAUAUUUGAUUAACGGCGGCCAGCAAAACCAAAUCAUGGUUGUGUGACAAGUUACAGACAGUCCUCACUGAAUUUGAUGUCUGAGAGCGAUUGGCCCGUGAGGGGAGUAUUAUCUGCAGUCCAAAACAAAUUGGGCAAAACGCCUGGUACCAAAAGUAAGUCAGGCCAGUACGGGGGCAAAUGAGGGUCAUAAAGAUUUAGGGCUUGUUGAAUUUUGUGUGGACGUGUAAAAGGCUUUGCAGCAGUUUGAAAUAUUUUGUGAAUGUGCUGCAGGAAUAUUUUGUGCAAAUUCGACUGCAGUCUAAUGUUAUUUGCAGCUGUAGCUAUUAUGAGUGUGAAAUUUGUACCUCCUGCGUUUAAUCGACCAAAGGAAGCAGAAGUAGAGGAAACGGAAAAGUUGGUGCGGCUUUUUUCUAACCGGUAAACCAAAUGACCACAUCCCCCAAAGUAUCUGAUUAUUGCUUUUUGGGUUCUUUAUCUUGAGUUAUUGCAGCACAUUAACAGAAAUUUCGUUCCCUUUCUUCAGGUCUUUGGUCCCCGUGUAAAAUGUCCUAUGCACACCACAAGCUGCUUACCUGGAGCUUACCUCAAGUCCUCCUCCUUCCGCUGACCUACCUCUUCUUCCUGUUGGCCCCUCCCACAGGUAAAACAAACUUCCCUGAACUGCUAAAGUGUUAAAACCACCGUUGGUUCUCUGAGAACUGAUAAGGUAAUCCACAUGUGUGUCUGUUUAACAAUACCAGCAGUCAUCUGCACAGUAGACUCACACGCCUUUGGUUACUCAGGGUGGGUCUUCUUCAGCCUUCUCGGAAUCUUAUUAUGACACUCAGCCGGUUUUGGGUUUGGUAAUUGUUGUUUACUGUCCUUCUACUCCGAGGCACAGAGACAGAGGACUAAUGGCACCCCUACUGUGUGUGUGUGUGUGUAUAUGUGUGUGUGUGUGUGAGCGCCUUCUCUCUGAUGCCUCUCUGCUCAGUGGGUUACAGUCUGAAAAGAGACAAUAGGGGCUCUGUGUGUAGAUGUUAUGGGUGUGUAUGUGGGGGUUGUGGAUACAGGGACAGAGCGGACAAGGGGUGGGAUGGCCAAACAAGGGCCAGAGGGUGCUUUCUCAAACAAACUGUACAGCUUUUGUGUGUUUUUGCAUGUGGAGAGAUCUGCGUUUUCCCAGACUUGAGUCACAUUAAAAUCCCCGAAAUUCAACCUGAGCUCUCACGGAGCUGACGGAGGCUGAUUUUCUCCGCGGUUUUGUGGGUAUAUUUUUAGGAUUUAGGACAUUUUUUAUUUAUUUCUUACUUUGAAUCAGAUAUCGGCUCCGAUAUUGACAAAUUAAUUGGAUCGGAUAUCGGAUGAGUGAUGCCAAUCCAGCAUUUCGAUCCAGUCUUUUUUUUCUUUUAAUUAUUUUUUCUUUUAAUACAUGGAAGUCUCACUUCUUUUUGCUGUGUGGGAAUGUGGAAUUAGUUAUUUGUUAAUAAAUAAUAUUACUGUAUUUUUCGCACUACAAGGCGCACUUAAAAUCGUUUUGGCUUGUCGGAGCACUGCAGCUAACGAAGCCUUGCGGAGUUAUUGAAGGAGUUAAAUAAAGUUUGACUUAUCUAACGGUUUUGUUUGGCUUAAUGCGUUUUAUAAUCCGGUGCGCCUUAUGUAUGAAAGUAAACACAAAUAGACGCGUUCAUUGAUGGUGCGCCGUAUAAUCAGGUGCGCCUUAUAGUGCGAAAAAUACAGUAAGUAAAUUUAUAUCUUUGUUUAUUUGUUACCUUUUUUUUUUUGACAAGGCUAAUGUCAAGCUUGAUGCCUCACAGGGCAAGGUAUACAGUUGAUUCAUUCAACAGUAGUAUUAGAUUGGUAUUGGAUAUCGGCCGAUACGCUCAGCUCAGGUAUCUGUAUCAGAUUAGAUCAGAUUAUCGCAGAAAUUUUCAGAAAUAAAUUGCAGAGAAUAAGAUUCGGUUUCACUUUGAAAAUGUUCCGCCAUUUGAAAAGUUCCCCGACUUAUCCUGUAGAUGGUAGUUGAAAAAGCUUUUCUGGUCCGAGUUUGAUCAGUCGGUCUUCCUGUAGGCGUGAAGAGCACUAGCCUACAGUAUAUCUACAGUAUACAGUAGAUAUCUACAGUAUAUAUGUAUUUGAUAACUUCAUAAAAAAAAUUAAAAAAUCGGCCGAUUAAUCAGUAAUCUGAUUUAUUUCCCCCCUAAUAAUCGGGGGGACCACAUUCUGAAUCAUAAAGUGCUGUAGAGUUAUAGAGACAGGAAGUGUUUACUAGAGGAGUCGUUUAAAACGUGCCGGAGACAAACUAAACAAGAAACAAAAAUUAAUGAGGUUUGCUGAGACAAGGUCUUUGGUCCGUCACCCACACAGACUCCGUCAGCAGGGGUCUUUGAUUUUCAGCCCACUUCGUCCACUUCAGAGGUUAACGAACACAUCUUUUUUUUUCAAGAUGUAAACGACUUUAAUUCUCUCCCUAACAUAGAUAGGAUUGUCUGUAUCAGGAAGUAACCAGCGUCUAGAAAUGACAAAAGGUAUUUGUCAGCUUGCCCAAAACUUGACACCCCUAAAGACAGAUGUGGUCGACUGCAGUGAUGAGGAGGCUUUUUCUUCCUUAAUGAAACUUUACCCAGAAGGAUCACAUUACAGGAUCCUUGUGAUCCGCGAAAAUAUGCCUUGAUAGGUGUCCUGAAAUCCACUCAGCUGCCAACAUUUGGCCUCUUCUCUUGCAUAGCGUACUUUCUAAGAGGAGCUGCCAUCUUUUAUAUUAAUUAAUUUUGUUUUUGAAGCCUCGAUCGCUAACGCCAAGGAUAAUUUCUCCACUGACUGCCUUUAAACUUGGCAAGCGUGCAGACACCAGAGUCAUGAACUGCUCUGUUCAGAUGUACAGCUAUGAAUAUUCAGAUUAACUCAAACUAUUUCAAGUCUGCCUUUUUUCAGCAGCAGUAAUUGAACAGAAAUGUGUUGGCAGAGUGAACCCCAGACAUUUCAGUUCAACUUAAGUUCUGCACAUCCUCAUAUAAAAUUCCUGAUAUUGAGGUUGUUCUGGUGGGUGCUGCAGCCAUCCUCAGUGUCUUUUGCUCUUGACUCAGUCCAUGGCUCACAUACUGUAGCUUUAAUCUAUUUUAUGGGUUACAUUUUGAAAAGUGAAAGAUUAAAGUAAAAAUAGGUAAUCCCUUUCUUCUACUUCCUGUCUGUUCUCUUCCUUUCCUAUGUUCUCUCUCUCUCUCAGUUUUUUCUUCUCUCCUCUUUUCUCCAUUAAAGUGGGGGAGUAUGGGGAGGUAGCGUUUUGGGGUGUUCCGAUACAACUUUCUGAUACGAUAGUGAUAUUGUAGCCUUCAAUAUUGACCUAUACCGAUAUUGAUCCUAUAUUGGCGCAAAAUUGUGCAAGACAAGUUUUGCUUUCAGCUGCAACGUCUUUUUCAGACUUAAGGUCCUUACACACUGGGAACGACGCAAAUAUAUGACACGAAAUUACGAAAUAUUUCAGAGGUGAAUUUUGACACGCCUGACUAUACGCAUCAAGCGUGAUGCGAUUUUGCGACUGUAUGGAGGGAAAAAAGACGCGUCCCGGGUGGAAGUGAGAAGACUGACACAACAGCAGACUGACUGUUUUUCAGUUCAGAUUAGACACAUGUGUUGAGAUGUCUGUCUGUCAUGAUAGCAUGUACUGAGUCGGGGCCAGUACCAGAUAAGAACAUUAAACUAUAAUCCAUAAACGUAAGGUAACAACCGAGACCUAAUGGUGCUGUGACAGCAACGCGACUAAGUUUGAGACAGUGAAAAUACAUAUGGUAUGUUGUAUCUGAACAGGUUAGCUUAUGAGCUAAAGUUACUUAGCACAGAUGAAAGUUAAAACAAAGACGUUCUCGUAAACAAUCAGCCGGUCGGCCAUGUUGGAUAUACCGGUGAAUCUGACGUUGCAACAUCACGAGAUCUGAUUGGUCAGAAGUGGACACACAGUAUGCGAAACUUUAGAAAAAUUGACCGUGAUCCGAAAAAAUAAAUGCCGCAAUAUCGCAGGACGGGAAAACGUAGCUGAUGCAAACGCUUGCAUUGACAGGAUACGAGUUCGAAAAAAAAUGUUGACGUCCGAAAUAAUCGCACGAAAAAAACGCUCCCGGUGUGAAAGGAUCCUCACUCCUUGCUACUUUGUUAGUACCUUAGUACACACUGUUGUUGGGAUUUUGUGGGCUCAGCUUGCUUGUAUUGUAAUGCUAAUAUCGGAGAUUUUAGAUGCAGGCCGAUAUAAUCCGAUAUUUGUUUUUUUGCUGAUAUCGACAUUCCGAUAUCAAUAUAUUAUCGCUGUAGAGAGUACACCUAACCUGUCAGUGGUUUGCUCUCUCACAUGUACAGGCUUCAUGACCCUGCUUUUUCUGUCCUCCCUUUUACCUGACAGACUCCUCUUUGCCGUCUCAUGUUUCUCUCCUUUCUUCCCUCCAUUAAAGGGAGGUAGAGCGUACAGUCUAACCCGGUAAAGACGAACCCAAACAGCUGUCUCACUUUACUCUACUCCUCCUCUCUGCAGACUCCUCUCUUUGUUUCUUCUCUUUUCUAUUUCGGGCGGUGCGAGGGUGGUGGGUGCUGAGAGCCAGCGUGGAGUGGGAUAGUUGAGGCUGCAGAGGUAAAAGACUUCCUGCAGCAUGCUUCAGUUUUGAGGGACAUGUGGCACAUCAUGUAACUCACCAGUGGAGCAUAAAUAAUGGAGUAAAAGCCUAACCAAAUCACUAAAUCCUCAUCCUUUUCAGUCGAGGACUUGUUUCUCGUGUUUGUUUGAAAUUCUCACCAGAUCUGCAGUCUUCAUCUGUCACUGACUCAGCUGCUGCGUUUCGUCUCUCUUAAUCAGGACUAGUUUAGCUUCUGUUUAUGAGUGAAUGUUCAUUACUGAGCGGUGGAAUAAAACAGUCCAUUUCUUUUACAUUUAAAGUAUGGAGUCAUUUACUCACUGGGCUGGUUACACAAAUAACUUCUCAUCAGGAAUAAUGCGCGCGUUGAAUGGAGCCCAUUUGAAACCGAGAACAGCUCGUAUAAGAAUAAAUUUACCACCCAGGGCGGUGCGUCUUGUUAACUGCACCGGCUCACUGCUCUGCUGAUAUAAGUCUGAUAAGGUCUGGCUCAGAGGAUGAGUUUUUGUCUGCGCUGCAUACUGUGCUUUGGGUUUUAAUCAGCGUCUUGUUUUGUCAGGGAAAAGCCUCACUUCCUCUCUCUGCUGCUGACUUGGCUGACUGCUGUGACUGUGGCUGCAUGUCGGCUUUUGCUGAAAAACGAACCGGUGAAAAGUCUCUCGGGUUGUGACCAGAAUUAGCAGCUUGUUUCUCUUCGCCCCCAACAACAUCAUGACUGAUUAAAAAGAAAGUAAACGAUGACUUUUAAACAUGAUUCAUUUCUUAUUUAGACAAAUUGCAUCAAUUCUGUCUCCACCCAGGUGUGUCAGCAAACCUCUGCCGUGUGACCGGCGGGGUGCUGGGGAUCCACUGGAGCAGCGCCAUCACCCUGGGUUGGUACCCGCUUUCCACGGGGAAAGCAGGGGCAACAUGUUGGGAGACCUGCUGCUUGGAGCCGAGCUGCAGCGCCGUGUGGAGCCUCGGAGGGCGAUGUGUGCUUCUCCGCUGCAUACUGGACAGGGGCUGCCCCAUUUCCUCUUUGCCUCAGCCUCACCACGACUCCCUCGGGCUCCUCCAGCUGCUUUCCAAGGUAUAAAUAAAACCUGAGAGAACAUCCUGACUCAUCAUCUUCAGAAAGACCACUGCACCUUUUUAUUUGGGAUAUACAGCAUUUUGGCCGAUGUGAACGUGUAAGAAAAUAGGGCUGGGCUAUAAACUGAAAAUUUACCGAUACGGAAAUUUAUGAUCAUAACCAACGUCAUUUUGCCCAUAUCGGUAAAUUCGGUGUGAAAAAAAUAAUAAAUAGAAGUUGGUUUUGGAUGUGUGUAGAUAGGCUAUGGUCUCAUAUCCCUUUUAAGACACUGUCCUACAUCAGAGACGUGACUCCACCCCAUCCAGUCUGUAACGAAGAGGGAAAGACAGGUGAGGAGAUGGAGGACAGUUCAAAAGAUGUAGCGGCUGAAGUAGACGAAGUUAAUGUGGGAGGGAAUGAGCAGCUUGUUGAGUAGUUAUCGUCUAUUUAUCGUUAUCGAGGGGAACUGCGCGAUAUAUCAUGAUAUUGAUUUGAGGCCAUAUCGUCCAGCCCUAUAAGAAAAUCUGUUUGAUUUGGUCGACAAAGGGAGGGAGAUGUUUUUGGACUGAUCCACAGAGCUGCUGGUCAUAAAAAAAGGCCCUAAACUUCGCUGAAAUACAAACACAUGUUGUCGUUUAUGAUCCAUUCUUCUUAUCGUCUUUGUUUGCUGUAUCUUAACUUUAAGGGUCCCGUUAUCACACGACGCAGAAGAGCUCUCCAGGCACAGACUGCAGGAAGCAAAGGACCGCACACGGACCAACCCAUCCACACGGUAACAACCAGGGAAAAUGAAGUUAUCUGUGCAGUUCUUUAGUGGAGUUUCUGCUGAAGUCUUUUUUCACAUAAAAUCACCCCCUGAGAUGACAAAAAGUGCAUUAAAGGAGUCAAAACUCAUGUAGUUUUUACAGAACGGACAACAUUAGGUUGAGUAGGAUGAGUCUCUCAUUCUUUCUCUGAGCCUGUGUCUGUGCUACUAGCAUUUAUAUGUAAAUAAAACAGGUUUGUUUUAUGGAAAUGAAACCAUCAGACCCUACCUCCAAAAGUCCCUGGGCCAGUAAAAGGUACUACCCCCUGAGCAGGGUCUUCUCGAAGCAUAGAACUAAAUUUAGACCUGAGUUCCUGAGGUCACAAAGCAAAUUCUCUAUACUGUUUUUCUUUGUGUACCAACAUGACUGAAAGUUGAAUAUCCUCUUUUCUGUUUCCAUUUCUUUCUAAAUUUAUUUAUCUAUUCUCCCUCCUCUUGUUUUCCCGAUCAUACCAUUUACAUCAGGGCAGUUUUUGGAGUUUACAAAUGAAGUUCGUCAAAAGACAGAUCUGAAACCAGCUUCAAAGUCAGCCUCAAAUCUGCUCCUUCCUUGUUUCACUUUCCAAAUCUUUAUAAAUCGCCAAUUCUUUAACCCUCUUUGCAGGAAAGCCCCAAACCUGAAACCCCCCACACGUCUCCAUCAGCACCCACCACCCUCGCGCUCCACCAAACAGCCCAGAAGAACCACAGCAGGUCGGCCAAUGGAAGCGCAGACUCGGCCGCCUCGGCUCCAUCACAGCAGGACUCGACGGCGGACCACGCCGCUAAGACUGCUGCGUCUUCCAACAGCAGUGACGUCGGCACACCCACCGCCACUCCAGCCGCCAUCACCACAACUCCGACACAGGCUGGUGAGGAUGGCGUCUCACGCUCAUACGGAGAUCAUCUAUUUCUGGCUCGUACAGUAAUAUGCGGUCAUUUAUUAAUCAUGAACUAAUCCAUAAUGGAGCAGGAUUUUGGUUUUCAGCCCCGCGGGGAGAUUUUACUCGUCCUCUCUCUUCGCUCGAGCUGCCUGAAAUACAUUUUUGCCCCUUUAGGUCCAAAUCCGAGUCAGUACCCGGGUUUCUUGCCAGGGAGGUUAACUGUUUGGUGUUUGUUAAGAGCUUUUUAAUUUGCUCAGCAUGUCCUAAAAUCUCACAGAAGAUCCUUUACUGUCUCAUCUUUACUUCUGCUUCAGUUUAUCCCUGACGAAAUUAAAAUGCCCCCAAAUUUGAUGGCAGGCUGCUCCAGUGUUAUUUUUCCAGAUGGAAGCACCAUGUGCCGUGGGUGUGAAGUCAAAUGAGUCUAAUUGUAAUCUGCAGGAAUGUGCUGACUGAGACGUACAGGACUUCUGCAAACAGGACUAGCCUGUACGGUCACUUUUCCUCCCUCCAGGACAUCACUAAACAAUGCGUGUCUCUAUUUAGAUCAAAUCUUUUUUUAGCUGUUUAGACUAACAACAGAUUUACAGGAGUAAACAGUAACAAGCUGAGCCGGUAGUAAAGGUAAAACAGGCUGUAAGUGUAUGAAGGUCAGCUGCAUUUUCUGAGCGGCCCAGACGUGCAGAAACAAGACGCAGUCAUUCUGACAGAGAACGGCUGACAAGUCCUCGGACACGUUACGCAAUCCGAGGUGUGAUUUAAAGCGAAACCCAUUUUACACCUAGCGAGAAUUCAAACUGUGAAAGAACAGUUGCGCAACAUCUUGUGGUUUUGAGGUGGGAUGCAGCUGAGUCUGAGAAAAUAACCCUGGCGAUUAAUUAAUCCCAGAAAAGGUUUGGGGACGCAGUAAAUAAAGAGCCGGGGGAGUGGGAGUCUGUCAUGAAUAGAAGCAGUAGGAUCUGGGAUGACUUUAGAGCUUGGCCCAUACAAAGGAUGAUAUAUUUGAUCUAUUCCAACAUGUUUCAUCGGCUUAUUAGCAGGGAGAUGUAAUACAGUGAUGUGAAAAUGAAGCUUUGCUGAAAUGAGAAAAGCCUCGCUGCACGGAGAGCUUCAAUUAAGAUUAAGAAAAUCCAUCUGGCAUGAAUGAUUUCUUCAUAUCGACAGAUUUCUUCUCUCACAAACUAAUCAAGAGAAACACAAGAACCAUAUGGUGCCACACCUGUUUAGAUGCGUACCUGCAUUAGUCACAGAAACAAUAUAAAAACUGUGUGUUUGUGUUUAAUAGAAGUUAGGCAGAUUUCUUUUUUAAUUCUGUUUUUAUUGUGAUUUUCAUGGUUCACGUGUUCAUUCACAUAUCAAUUCAACAAUCUCAUCCAUUCAUCUGUACAUUACAACUGAACUGCACCGUAAUACAUCCACAAUUCCACUUUGUUUGGGUUGAAUCUCUGCUCCUGUCAUGUUUGGGUUACAGUGAAGGAGCUGGUGGUGUCUGCAGGAGAGAGUGUGGAGGUCACGCUGCCCCGCAACACAGUCGAACUCAACGCCUUUGUUGUCCCGCCGCCCCCUCAAGGUAGAAUUACAAUAAAACAGAAACCAGCCAAACAGGAAUGAUCGGAUAGAUCUUGACUAAAUUCAUGAUCAGAUUUGAUAAAUGUGCUUGAUUGAAUGUUGCUGCUUUUCUUUUACAGGGACGAACUAUGCAUUUGACUGGCGUCUGAAAACUCAUCCCAAAGAUUACAGCGGGGAGAUGGAGGGGAAGCACAGCAAAACACUUAAACUAAGCCAGGUAUGAAUCAGAGCUAUCACAAUUACUCUGUGCCAGGCAUGAAGACAUGCAGCUGAAGAGCCAAAUAGUUUCACACAAAAGAUCACUUCCUCAUUCUGCACACCUGAUUUGCUCUCUCUCUGUGUUUCCGUCAGCUGACUGUGGGUCUGUAUGAGUUUGAGGUGACUGUGGACGGGGACGGUGCUCAUGGAGAAGGUUACGUCAACGUCACAGUCAAACCAGGUGAGGUCAAACAUUCAGCAGAGGAGAAAUUUUCAUUCGAAUUCAGGGGAGUGCAUCAUUUAUUUGCCUAAAGUUUGAGUUUAAAAGCCUCUGAAAAAGCUGCAAUAAAAGAAACAUAAAAACAUCCUCUUAAAUAUCUUCCAUGGUUUAAAACGAUCAAUCAAAUUUUAUUUAUACAGCGCCAAAUCACAACAGUAAGUAAUAAGAGCAGGUCUAGACCACACCCAUUGUUUGAUGAAUUACCAAGACCCAACUUUAAGAUUGGACAGAUUUAACCCAUCUCAUCUAACAUUGACAGUGGUGAGGAAAAACUUCCUUUUAACAGGCAGAAACCUUGGGGAGGACCAGACUCAUGUUACACAGCCACCUCGCCGCUGCUGAAUCGCGGAGAAAUACAGAGAGAUAGGGAGGGGGAGAGAGAGAGAGGAGUAAGAGGGGGGGCAGAAGGAGAGAAAGAGAAGAAGGGAAUCUAUCAAAACAGAUGUUUAAGACAGAUGUCACAAAGUGCCUGGUAAUAAUAAUCUGCCAUGAUACAGGAAUAGAAACAUGGACGCUAAAAUGAAGAGACAAAAGGGAGAAACCAUGAAAUAAAAAACAAUCAAAUGAAGUAUGAGGAAGAAAGUGUAGACAUGAGCAUGUCCUCAGAGGCAAGAAGGAGGAGAAUGAGGAGCAUGUUUCUAAAGUGAAUUUUGAGGAUUCAUCUGAGAGUCAGGAGGGCUGAUUAUUCUCUCACAGAAGGACCCUUUAGAUAUCUGUCUAUGUGUGUUUCUGUGUGAAAAUCAAAGAAUCCCAGGUCAAAAAGGCUCUGUUGAUGUUUUUUUUGUCCUCAUUUAUAUUUAAACCACUAUUUUACAUCAGUGCUAAUAUACCAAGACCGUUUUAUGGUGUUGAGCUUUGUUAUUUCUAUGCAUUUUGUGAGGUAAGAAACCCAGGCCUUCACUGAAAUUUCCCUAAAACUCUAUGUAAUGGCCUCUACCCCUGCAUGUUGUUAAAGGGGGUCAUUGCACCUAAAACAUAUUUUCCCUAAACUUUGAAGGUAAAAGCUUAGAUCUAUUAGGUAUAAAUAGAAAAAGCAUUAUAAUAUGUUAGGAUUAUAGCUUAUGACAAAUAUGUGGUUAUAAUGGGAGUCAAUGGGACAAAUUUGGUCACGAGGGUAACAAGUGUCUGUUUGAUGCAAAUCUCCCAUUCUAAACACUUCUAAUAGACAGGCUUUUGGAAUUAAGAAAAUAAAAAUGAAAAAAAAAAUAGUGCCAAAAUUUCAUACAGCUUGCCUUUAAACUGACUGGGUUACUGAUAGAAGAACAAAAAAACACACCCAGGCAGGAACCCAGACAGCAAACUCUCAGUCUACUUUGGUUUUUAAGUGAAGUUUCCUGAGACUGCAUUUAAAAGUCAUGAGUUAAAACCUUAAAACCAGGAGUUUAAGUCUGCCUCAGUUCAAAGAUGUUGUCACAUACUUACUUACUUACUCAUACUCCAUCAAGUUAUGGUGACAUUUGUGAUAUUGCAACCACUGUAGCAACAGUUCCUGAAGCAACUGCGACAUGAGCUUACUUUUCUUUAUCUUACUCCCAUGACUUGAGGGUUUUAGUGUCUCAAUGAACUUUUGUGCAUCUUUGAGCUGAUGUGCAGUACAAGGCCAAAGCUACAGACAUGUGUUUAAUACGGUGUGAUGUUAUUGAUUUUUUUAAGCCAGUAAGUACAGGCCUUGAAAAUCUGAUGGCAUACAGCAAACUGUGAGAAAUAUGAAGUUGAAUUAGAGACUUUUGUCAUGAGGAACAAUCUCCAGACUCAAAAUCAUCAAGUCCUGACAGUGUGCAUCAGGUUUUAUAUACUGUAUGUAUGUAAGGUUUUGUACUGACCAACUACACUGCCACAGUAGAGUGAAUAAUAUGAAUUUACCAGGAUUGAGUCCACAGUUUGUCUCACUUUGACAGAAUAAACUCUGCAGAUCUUAUUGCUGGAAGACACGGCUGCUUUCCUCCCACACACGGUCUUCUUUGUGACUUUUGCCGAGGAGGAAGCUGCUGACUCGAGCAAACUGUGCCUGAACCCUCGGCUCGUUUACAGCUCAGCAAGCGAGUUAAUUUCUUGUUUUCCACCUGACAGAGCCUCGGGUAAACAAGCCUCCUGUUGCCGUGGUUUCCCCGAAGUUCCAGGAGAUCUCCCUGCCAACCAGCUCGACGGUGAUAGACGGCAGCCGUGAGUCUCCACAUAACAAACAUACAAGAUGUGCAAACAUACGUGACUCACGGGUUUAAGAGAAAGGCCUCGCAGAUAAAUGUGUCAUCGUUCACUGUGACCUUCUGCUUCACUUCCUACAGAGAGCACGGAUGAUGACAAGGUGGUGGCGUGGCACUGGGAGGAGGUGAAAGGUCCCCUGAGGGAGGAAAAGGUCUCUGCAGACACCCCUGUGCUGACACUCACCAGCCUGGUGCCUGGGAACUACACUUUCAGGUACAGGUGGACCGCAGACUUCCUGUUCAAAUCGUUUGAGUGGCCAAGUUUCUAGACAAGCAAAAACUGGCAAUGAUGUACUAAAAAAGGACAUUAAAGGGAUAUUCCGGAGUAAAAUUAAAUUAGGGUCAAACACACCGUAACACCGAGUUAGACACCCCCUCGAGAGAUGAAUGUUGCCGACCGCUUGCUUCUCUAGUUAUACCAACUUUAGUAAUGACCGCAGGAUAGAAAUACACAGCAGUCUGAGUAGUCACAAACAAACCUCAACCGAAACGCCACUCUAUAGCCACAAAUAAUGCUCAGAACAGCACCUAACUUCAUCAACAGGACAUAUAGGAUCCCAGCCAUAGUACUAGCCACCAAACAUCUUUUUAACUUUGCCUAAUUUCUUUAGCAAAGACACUAAACACAACUCACCUACUCUCUUCCAGCAGCCGCUUGUUUGUAGCGAGACCUCAGGCCAAUCCAUUACAGACUACUGCGGGGUGACGCAGCUCAAUGAAGAACAUUAAUGAUAAAUAUCCCUUAAAGUACUUAAGAGAAACACAACAAACCCAUUUAGAAGUACAAGGUUGAGAAGGAAGAGGAGGAGUUGUGUGUUAGUAAAACAGAGGGACAGGGUGAGCAUGAAGAGAGAGGCUGUUGCAAAACGACUAUAAGAAGCUAUUAAUGACCAGGCAUUAGAGAAGCAAGUGGUCGGCAACCCGAAAUUAAUUUUACGCCGGAAUAUCCCUUUAAUGAAAUAUUUUUUAUCAAACUUCUUAGAGGAACUUUUAAAGCACCAUUUUGACCUUGUGAAAGGUGCAGCUCUUAACCGUCAAAAAUAUCAUUUAAACUUCUGAUCUUGUGGACUGUGUUUUUAUGGAGGUCGGAGAUAAACUGUAUAAAUUUCUGCCUGACAGACAGUCUGUGUUUGUUCAUAGUGAAUGUCCUCUCUCAGUUUGACAGUGACAGACUCAGAUGGAGCCAAAAGCUCAACACAGGCCACCCUCUCAGUCAACAAAGCCAAGGACUACCGGCCUGUAGCCAACGCCGGCCCGAACCAGGUUUUCUUUCUCUGUUUCUCUAUAGAAAAUACAUUUUCUCCCCAAACUAGUUCAAACCUGAAAACAAAAAUCUGAUCUUUCCUCUUCGCUUCAUUCAGGUCAUCCAGCUGCCACGCAACUCCAUCUCUCUGUACGGCAACCAAAGCACCGACGACCACGAUUCGCUGUCGUAUGAGUGGUCCCUGAGCCCUGAGAGCAAAGACAAGGUGGUGGAGAUGCAGGUGAGACACUCGUGCUUACUCUAAAUCUGCAUGUUUCAAUUUAAAUGCAUAUUUCGCCUGACUCACAUCUGAGUCUCUCUGUGCCGUUCAGGGCGUCAGGACACCAAUCUUGCAGCUGUCGGCUAUGCAGGAGGGAGACUACACCUUCCAGCUGACUGUGACGGACUCCUCUGGACAGCAGGACACCGCCCAGGUCACCGUCAUUGUGCAACCAGGUAUACGCCCUAAGAGGAAAAGAGUUUGUUUGUGCCGGUUUUGCACAUUUCUGAAAUUUUUGGAGGACUAUUUGUCGUUGUCAGCUGCUGGAGGCAUAAAUUACAGCAAUCACUCUGUCUUCAUGAUUUAAUAACCAACUCAUUUUCUUUUUGAAGUCUGUUUAUUCAGCUGUGUGCACUUCCUGUUUGCCUUUAAUAACUCCAUCAGUCUGGAUACAUGAAGUUUUUAGAACUCAUGAGAAACUUUUAAAUAGUUUAUCUCUGUUUAAAUUUGACCACUUCAGCGUUUUUGAAGCUGAUAUUGAAGUUGUAUUUGCUUUAACAUAACCUGAGUCACACCGUUAUGACCCAGUGAAUGGAGGUGAAUGCAGGUGCACGUGUGCAUUCCACCUGAUAAGCUUCUUGUGUGCACUGCAGACGUGCAAACACACACACACUGGUAUGAUGAUCUAAGAGUGAUUAAACAGGACCUGUCAUUUGAACACACACACACACACACACACACACACACACACACACACACACUCACACACACACACGCACACACACCAGGCUGCGAGGUCAGAGAAUGUCAAGUGUUUGAGUCAUAACUUCUAAAGGAAGUGCCAAAGUGAGAAUAAAUGGAGGCUGGACUUAAAGACAGUUAAGAAAAGGACGGAUGUCAGGAGAUGAUUCAUUUUGACCUUUAUGGUGUGUCGUCGGUGGAACAAUCAGCCUGUUUAUUAUCCAAGUAUUUUCUAUGAUGAAGUUAGUUUUAAUCCACUUUUACAGUUGUUUUGGGAUGGAAUUGUUCCCAAAAAUGAUCUGAUUUAAAUAAAAACAAAUUAGCACAAGCAGAGUGUCAUAUGCAAAAUUUCUGCAUGUAAAAAAUGCACACUACAAAAGCUAUGAAAAGCAUUUCUGCAAACCACCAGAUAGAACCUUUCCACAUCUAUUACUUUACAUCAUUGCACAUGAAGAUUUGCACUUUUUUUUUUUUCAGACAUGAACAUUUUCCACAUCUUUGGUGCCAAAUAAAUAUUUUCUAGGGUUCAUUUACUCUUGAUAAUAUUGUCCAUCCAUUACUGCACAUACAUUUUUUUUAAAUUUUCAUUGCAGAAAAAAAUGAUCAUCUGUUCUGACACAUGAUAAAUUCAUCCAUAUACACCGAAUACACCGAUAUGGGCAAAAUGACGUUGGUUAUUGUCAUAAAUUUCGGUAUCAGUAAAUUUUCGGUUUAUCGCCCAGCCCUACCGAUAUAGCUUCUUUUUUUUGACACAUUAAUUUACCAAACUAAUUAUUACUGUAAUUUCUUUUCUUAUGAGAGAAACGCCACAUGAGGUUUUUAUCUAUCUAUGUUUGAGUUUAUCUAACAGUAGAGAUGUUUUUACAUUUUCCUCAUCCUGGUUGUCUCCCACACUCUUUGUCCUCUAGAAAACAAUAAGCCGCCAACAGCAGAUGCAGGACCAGAGAAAGAGCUGACUCUGCCCGUAGAUCGGACCACGCUGGACGGCAGCAAGAGCAGCGACGACCAGAAGAUUGCCACCUACCACUGGAAACAAACCAAGUCAGUUGUAUUCAAGUUUGUAGAGUCUUUUUAUCAACACAAAUGUUGAAAAGUGGUUAAAAGUUUCAUUUCUUAUACAGUAAAAUAGUUAUUUAAAAGAAAUCUCUCACACAGUCUUAGAUAUUAUGAUUCGUUCUUCCCCUCUAUGGUAUCUUCUCUUUCAUACUCAAGUGUUUGUGUUUCUGUUUCUGACCGUCUGUUCCUCCACCAGGGGUCCAGACGGUGUGAAGAUUGAGAAUGCAGACAGCGCUGUUGCCACGGUUACAGGUCUCGAGGUUGGCUCGUACGAGUUCACCCUGACCGUAACGGAUGAGAGAAAGCUGCAGAGUAGCGACACUGUCACGGUCAUUGUCAGAGAAGGUGAGAGAAGUGUGUGUGCGUCUGUGUGUAAUUGUGUAAUUGUGUGAUUGUGCGUGCAGACUGAUCCUACUCUGGUCAUCAGAAAGAGCUGACGUGGAUUAAAUCCCGGCAGGUGAGGAUUAUGGAUGAUUUUUAACUAAAUUUAGACUCAAGGAAGCGUGAACAGUUUCUCCAGCAGGAGUCACACUUAAUGAAGCGUUUUGUUUCGGUAUGUUGACUUUGCAUGCAUACUUUAUAAGCCAGAUUUUUUUUUCUGUAUGUGCAGUGAAAGCAGGUUUAUUUAAGCAGACUGAAGCAACAAAGCAAUCCAAAGUGUUGAGGACACCCGAAGCAUGAUAAAUCUUUCACAGCUAAGAAGGAAAAAUCCAGUUUCUCAUGAUCAGAGUCCUCUCAAAAUACGUCUGUUUCCCCAUCAGAACUGGACCAGCCUCCUGUGGCUCACGUUGUGUCGAGUCCAGCCAUCGCUCUGCCUGUCAGGACCGCAUCUCUGGAUGGAUCUCACUCCACUGACGACAAAGGUGGAGUCAGCUACCUGUGGACCAGAGAUGACAACAGUCCUGCCGCUGGGGUGAGACCGGCUCUUCUGAUGAAGCCUGACUGAUGGUUUUAGACGCUAGAGCUGCUAAUGAUCAGAUGUCUGUGCUGAUAGAAUAAAACCCAACCUUAUCAAAAGAUUGAUAACUGCGUUUUUGUGUCAACAGGAUGUACUGAACAACUCCGACCACCAGGCGGUGCUGUUCCUGGGUAACCUGGUGGAGGGGAAGUACAGCUUCACCCUGACUGUGACUGACAGUAAAGGACAGACCAGCACGGACAGUGGCACAGUGGAGGUCAAACCAGGUAGAGUGGACAGACCUGCAAACACAUACAGGGACUCAACCUUCUUGUGCAAUUAUUAUAAAAAUUUGGCUUCUUUAAAGGGAUAUUCCGGCGUAAAAUUAAGUUAGGGUCAAACAUACGGUUAGACAGAGUUAGACAGCCCAUCGAGAGGUGAACAUUGCUGACUGCGUGCUUCUCUAGUUAUACCAACUUUAGUAACCACUGCAGAUAUCAAUACAGAGAGCCACGCGCUCAAACAAAACGCCACUCUAUAGCCACAAAUAAUGCUCAGAACAGCACCUAACUUCAUCAACAGUACAUAUAGGGUCCCAGCCAUAGUACUAGCCACCAAACAUCUUUUUAACUUUGUCUGAUUUCUUCAGCAAAGAGACUAAACACAACUUGCCGACUCUCUUCCAGCAGCCUCUUGUUUGAGACCUCAGGCCAGUCCAUUAUGGACUGCUGCGGGGUGACGCAGCUCAAGGAAGAACAUUUACGAUCAUGUCUUUAUGGAAAUGCAAUCAGACCGAGACGCUAAGGCAGAAGAACUGUUGCGUCUGCAGUGCAAAAUGAUUAUUAUGAUGAUUAUUAUUUCAAGGAAAUUAUAAAGAAAUGAUCAUAAAUGUUCUUCUUUGAGCUGUGUAACCCCGCUGUAGUCCAUAAUGGACUGGCCUGAGGUCACGCUACAAACAAGCUGCUGCUGGAAGAGAGUAGGUGAGUUGUGUUUAGUCUCUUUGCUGAAGAAAUUAGACAAAGUUAAAAAGAUGUUUGGUUGCUAGUACUAUGGCUGGGACCCUAUAUGUCCUGUUGAUGAAGUUAGGUGCUCUUCUGAGCAUUAUUUGUGGCUAUAGAGUGGCGUUUUGGUCGAGCAUGUGGCUCCUGAGACCCCUGUGUAUUGCUAUCGUGCGGACGUUACUAAAGUUGGUUUAACUAGAGAAACGAGAGGUCGGCAACAUUCACCUCUCGAGGGGGUGUCUAACUCAGUGUUACGGUGUGUUUGACCUUAAAUUAAUUUUACGCUGGAAUAUCCCUUUAAUACAAGCAAACAUACAAACCAAACAAAUGAGUUUUUAGCCAGCAGGAAAGAAAGAGUUAACAGCAGCAGGUCAGUUUGCAGUAUAAGGUGAACAGACACGACCCCAGCUAGAAACUAAUCCUUCACUCGCUGCUCUGGCUUCUUUCCCAGACUGUAGAGAGUCAAAUGGAUUCAACAAUCGGUCUCUCUCUCCGCUCUACACUCCUGCUCUUUUCUCACCCCUCUCUCUCUCUCUCUCUCUCUCUCUCUCUGUUUUUUAGACAUAUGGGAGCAUGACCUGGUGGAGUUGGUCUUAGAAGUCCCAGUAGCCCAGGUCUCCCACCGUCAGCGUGACAUGCUGCUGCGGCAGGUCGGGGUCUUACUCGGCGUGUUAGACAGUGACAUCAUUGUGAGGGAGAUCAGUGCGUAUAAUGAGCUCAGGUGAGUGAAACAUUUAGAUUUUCUUCUAAAGACCUUUUUUGUCAUCACCUCAAUUUGACUUCUCGAACACUAUUUUUGACUUCUUUCUCUCUCCUCAGUGCUCGUUUGGUCUUCCUGGUGUCAGGAGGUCCAGGGCGCCCCCCUCUGUCCGGUCGCAGCGUUGCACUCGGGCUGAGAAACAAACUGCGCAAACAGAAGAAUGAUUUUCUUAUCUACAAAGCCCGACGGGUGGAUACAGUCAGUGAGUAUCAGAUUAAUACUGUUUGCGAGAGACACACGGCAGCAGAAAAGAAGCGAAAAGACAGAAAAUGUCGUUUUGAAAUAGGAUUAGAUGCUCCAAGAGUGGGAAUAAAUUCAAGGCUGGAUUACAAGAGCUGCAUAUGUUCCGGGUUUGUCUAUCAGCUGCCACCCACCUUGUUGAUGGAUAUCAGCCAACCUAUGAAUAAAUCUGGCAGUCAGUUUGUAGCCAGCAGUCAAUUCAGAGCUGCUCUCACCUCUUAACCUGGAGUCCCAAGGAUAAGACUCAGGUAAUCUCAGGAGUCAAAGGUCAAAUGUCUGAGAUUAUUGAGCUGUUUUUACAGGUUCUCUCUGACCUCUCUCUCUCUCUAUUUCCGAAACCGAUGCUUAUAUUACAGACUGAUGCCGUAUCACUUCUUCUUUGUGUGUGUUGUUGCUUCUUGGUUUCCUCAGUCUGCUCUCUUUAAGAUAUUUCACAGCUCUGAUAUUUAACCUGCUACUUCCUGUCUCCUCACCAGUCUGCCAGCUAAACUGCUCCAGUCAUGGCGAGUGCGACUCCUUCACCCGACGCUGCGUCUGCCACCCGUUCUGGAUGGAGAACUUCAUCAGAGCGCAGCUCGGAGACGCAGAGAGCAACUGCGGUGAGACGAGAAGAAUCUCUGUUUCCUCUUUAGUGGAUCUCAUGAUUAUACCAUGUUACAACCCAGCUCGGGAAGGGAAAGGACGUAACAAAAACCCUGGUUUUGUUGUAAAAGUGGUUGUUUAAUCGCCUAAAUAAAUAAGGAAGUGCUGUUCCAACAAAGUUUGAGGCGAAGAAAAAACAGGGAUAUGGGAUACCGCUCAAAGAAACAAACAAGUGCAACAAAAGGUGACUCUAAACUAGAGGGAAGAAACCAAAGUCACUUAAUUAAACUAACUCAACUUUUAAACGGUCGAAUGGUGAGCAGCACCCUAAUCCUCUAUAAGACAAUAAAAAAAGAAAUAUACAAUGUCGCCUCCACAGCAGUUCACACACACACAGAUCUUCCUAACAAAGUGUCGAAAUGGUUGAACGCGAGUGUCUGCGAGCACUCCAAUCGGCAGCCUCUUCAACGGUCCACUCCCCUCCAAUUGGUCCUGCCGCCCUGAGAGAAGGGAUGCGGCUGCAGCCGUAACAUACCAACUUAAGAAGUUCUGUUUCACAGUAAUAACCUCCUUUGUGUGUCUCAUUUUUGUUUUUUACAGAAUGGAGCGUACUCUAUGUGACGAUAGCAUCAUUUAUGAUAGUGGUCGCUAUAGCAACAGUUGUCUGGGGGAUGGUGUGUUGCUGCAACAGGUGGGUAAAAUUUGCAAAAUAGCAAAAAUUGUUCUAAUUUUUCCUUUUACUGUGUUUUUUGCACUAUAAGGCGCACCUGAUUAUAAGGCGCACCAUCAAUGAAUGCGUUUAUUCGCAUCUAUUUUCAUACAUGAGGCGCACCGGAUUAUAAAGCACAUUAAGACAAACAAAAGAGUCAGAUAAGUCAAACUUUUUUACACUCAUCCGACAAGCCAUCAGACUGUGCGGCUUUGUCAAAAUGUUUUAUUACGACUUUGGUAAGCUACAGAUUUUUGAGCGCUGUGUACCACAUAAAAUCAGUUCGAGGUCAGUUAGCGCAACCAGAAUUCAUACAUAAGGUGCACUGAGGAUUUUUGAGAAAAUUAAAGGAUUUUAAGUGCGCCUUAUAAUGAAAAAUACGGUAAGCGAAGUGAAAAUUUAAGUGAAAGUUUAUCAGUCCUAACUGUUCUUUCUCUGACAAUCAUUAGUGUCAUUUACAUUUUUCACAUACUCUCUGAACUCCCUGUGGGCUUAUUGAUAUAAAUCUUGUUUGUCUUCUUUUUUCCCCUUCAGGCGUAAAAGCAAAGUGCGCAGAAGUAAAAGCAGGUAUAAAAUCCUAGAAGCUGAUGAGCAAGACAGUCUGGAGCUGCAACCACCUCGACCUGGUGAGAGACACACGAUCGAUUGACUGAAAUUGACUCCUCAUGGCUAAAAUUUUAACAUUUUUUUAACAAUAGGAGGUACCUGUUUGAGUUAAGCUGUUAAAAUGUCACAUUAAUUACAAAUGAAACUAAUCAAAAUCAAAUGGAACUCAAUAUUUGAUAAUAAAACAGUGAACCGCCUUCUUUCUAGUCCGCUUGAAACCCGUGCCCGCUCCCACCUCCUCCGCCCUCAUGCACUCGGACUCCGACCUGGACAGUGAUGAGGGGCACGGCGGGGUCCCGUGGACGGAGCAGGAGCGCGGCCAUCUCCUGAGGCCCCAGAACGGCUCCCUGAGGAACGGCCAGGGUCCCGUAAGAGGCAAGAAGCAGCGAGAGGAGCUGCUAUAGCAAGGGAGGAGGAGGGGAGCUCGCCUCUGCCCUCGCACACACUCACUCGCCCGCUCGCCUCCUCACUGCCCCUCACUCUUCCUGUUUUCUCUUUGGUUGUUCAGCAUGGAAACCUCGCACUUCUCCUUCACGAGGACGAACUCUGUGUGCUUAGAUUUAAGAGGAGAAGAAGAAGAGGAAAAACAUGCCACCUUCACAGAGAUAUACAGCACCGUACUGACACGUCCCUGCUCCCACACUGAGCCAAUAUGGAGGAAAAAAAAACACAAUAUGCUGAAAACAAAGGGGUGAGCACUGUGCUUUGAAUGGAAAAAAAAUGAAAACCCCUUUUUAUUUAACACAGAGACAUGAAGAAUGUACUUAACCCCUCCUCAGCUUCGGUGACACGAAAAAAAACCAGCCACUCGACACGCUCACACCUUUGCCUCUUUGUACACACGCAUGAACGCACACAAAGACGUCGUUUCCACUGUUUCAGGUCAACGGGAUGCUACCAAACACUGCCAUGUCCAAACCGACGGUUUGCCCUGCAACAGAUCUACUAAACAUGGUGACUUGAACCAAAACAGAGCUGCAAACAUCAUCGAACUUUUCUCCAAAAACAACAAAAUAAGAGCAUGCGGAGUGACAGAUUGCAGUUUGGGUGCAAUUUGGCACUGGAAUGACCGCCUGCAUGUUUGUAUGAUGAGUGUAUGUGUGGAUUUAGGUUUCUCCAGAGCAGUUUCUAUGUUUUUAUGUCUGUUAUAAACCCAUCGAAGAGAAACAGGUCGAAUGUUAUUUGAGGAAAAACACCAUGUUUUUAUUCUGGAGGCUUCACUGCAGAUGAAGUCGCUGGAUUUACACACUGGAAUCAACAAGGUUAAUGAGUUUGGUCUCGAUGGAGACGCCAUAACAGACCAGACUCUGUUUACUCACCUGGAUGUUCAUUAAUUGCUUGAAACAUGAAGACCACUGUAUGUUUUGUUUUUGUUUCCACAAACACUUUAGCUGUGAUUAGAUGCACUUUGAUUUAAUGUCUCAGGCUCAGUUUCUCACGUUGGUUGCGAAUGGAGAUCUGCGAUGGUUUAAGUUGGAUGGUUUCAGCCACAAACACAUGACGUUUCUACGGCAUUCAAAAACCUUUUACCCCGUUUUCAAAGUAAUCUGAUCGGACUGAAGCUGUUUCAAAGAAAAUCAUGAGAUUAGAAAAGAACAGGUGAUCAAAUCUCAGCUUUUUAUUUUUCUCUGAAGUUUUCUUUUGAUUGGAAUAACUCCGGCCUUGUUCAUUACUGUCAUUAACAUCUCUCCUGGGUGAUCCACUCACAUGUGGACAGCCCUGAGCAUCAAUAUACCUCUUCAAAUGCUCGUCCAGUGACUACCUGCGAUCUUAUAACAAGAAGAACUAACAACAAAAUAUUUAAAAAAAACCUUUAAAGUUCAACAAACAAAAAUGACAGUUUUAUUAUGAUGCUUAUACUUCAGACACUUCUCAUAUUUUGCUUUUCAGCUGCUCAUUUAGACUUCAUUGUUUCAAAAAAUUCAAGAUUUAGUCCCCUCAAGAUUAUCAACCAAAAGCGGUUAAUACAGUCCCAACAUCUAAAUUUAAAGCUCCUGUAAGGAACUUGUAUUUGUGUCCAUUUGGCGCCCCCCUGUGGACAAAGCAGAACUUUUUUCAACAAAAGAAAAUGCAUAAUUUAAUGUGAAAUCAUAAAAAUUGUAAAAACAGGGCUGCCUCUUCAGCUGCUUGGCUACCCCCUCACACAGGUAUCAGACUCAGUCUAUUUCAUUAGCAUAAAAACUCCUGAUAGGAGCUUUAAAAAACAACCAGGAAUUUUGCAGGUUGAAUCAGUUAGUUACUAGUUUUCUUUGGAAACCGAGACUUAAUUUGAUGGAUUAAAAAACUUCCAAAUCCCAAUUAUUCUUAUCCAGAGUAAUCUCACAGUUCAAAACCAUGUCCAUGAAAAGAAAUGACAUAUUUAGGAAACACUGAUGCAGCUGAAGUCUAAGAAUACCUCAGUAACUGAAGCAAACCUGAAGGCUUGAAUGUAAAGGCUAAUGCGAGCUUAUCCGUGCAUUUUCAGCGUCCUUCUGUGCUCUAAUUGACUCCGAGCACAUUAGGGAAAACUAGAUUAAUAUACUGAAAAACCUAUACAAGAGAUGGACCAACACAAGCUUUAAAUGAAGAAAUGAAUACGUUAAAGGAAAAGGCAGAAAAAGCUGCGGUUGUGCUUCUUUUUCUUCUGUAUCAGCAGCUGUGAUGAAUGUUUCCUGACUUGUCUGCACCGAGGGAAAAUUUCUACCCCGCAACAUUUCAGUGUGAUUGCUUUUUCUGUGAAACUGACCUGUAAGCCACUUUUUUCCUUUGGAUGCUGAAUGUUUAAACAGGUACGCCGACGACACAUCUCCGCUUGUACCUUGUGUGAAAUGAGAAAUCAUUUGAAACAUUUGUCCAGAAAGAGGGGGGAGAAAAAAACUCGCUUUCUCACCGUUAAGUCAUCUCAUGCUGAUGUCAGUUAAAGCAACCAGUGCACAUCCAACAGAGGCAGAAAUCUCUAAAAUAUGUUUUAAUUUUAUUUACUGAACUUAUCUGGCCGUUUCCUUUUAUUAUAAAGAAUUAAAACAAAGUGCACCCAAGUGCCAAAUCUGAGAAAUCUCAUCCUUUGAACUCUUCAUAAUAAUCCUAGAUUCUUCCCAUGCUUUUGCACAUUUUGGGGUUAAAAAAAAACCCAUGUUGAUCACUCUGUCGUUGUUAUUUUUACACCGUAUUCUGUACCUGAUUGCCAACACAUGAUUCAGUGUUUCUCUGUUACACAUGCAACAUUUUGAGGCUCAUUUUUGGGGGGAUUUUAAGAUGUGAAUUGACCCUGACUCUGAGGAGUCCACUGUGAAGGCUGACACAGAAACUGAUGAGACGUGUUGAAAAUGAAGGGAGUUUAAAUUCAUGAUGUUUUAGAUGAGGUGUUAGUGAAGGAGUGUCCCCUUCCCUUUUCUUUCUGUGUGAGCACACCUGGAGCAACUGGAUAAUCUGUAAAUUAAAAUAAAAUGUUACAGUCUGUUCUUGAGUUUCAAGACAGAAAGAGAAAGA